This is a messenger RNA of Symbiodinium sp. CCMP2456, 7086 nucleotides long. The record is from the annotation of a GenBank genome assembly. Lineage: Eukaryota; Dinophyceae; Suessiales; Symbiodiniaceae.
AUGUUCCGAAGUGUUGCCAGCCGAGGAGAUGCCUACAAUCUUUUCUGGAUCUGGUAUUGGCAACUUUCCUUGGCAACUGGUGGAACCUGUGUGGUAUGGCCAUGUUGGCAGAAUGUCGACUUGGAGCCCCUGAUGAAAUAUUUCGAGAAACAUCGGGUGGCACGGUGCAACUGCCUCACACCGGGCCAGAUAUCGACGCUAAUGGCACUCGGAGUUGAGCUGCCUAGCAGCCUGAAGGUCAUGAUCUCGGCAGGCGAGGGACUGCCCAUGGCAACUGCUCGCCAGUGGUGCGAAAGGUGGCCGCAUGUCGAGCUGCUGUCAAACUAUGCCUGCACGGAAACAGCGUCGGACAUCGCGAUGCUAAAGAUCACGGAACGGAUCUUGCGAAUCGACAUGCUCUAUGCGCCGUUAACUGACGACCGCUUGUCCUGGAACAACAAGUUCCUCAUCCAAGAUGAGGAGCUGGUCAUCCAGGGCUGGAGCAUUGCCUCCGGAUACCUGCCUCCUGCAAAGUCUGGUGCCUUCUCCUCGUCCUCGGAUGGGAUUUCGAAUGUGUACCACACAGGAGACCGCGUGCAGAUGAGAGACGGAUAUCUCUUCAUUAUGGGGCGUGUGGACAAGGUUGUGAAGGUGCGCGGCUUCCGGGUAGAUCUGGAUGGGCUGGAAGCAAGCCUGGCAAAAUGCCCCCAUGUCACUGAUUCAGCUGUUGCAAAGCACAACGACAACUUGUACUGCCUCAUCGUGACGCCGGACUUGCCUUCGGUGCAGGCGUUCGCCCAGGAGAACUAUGCCCAUUCGUCUCUCAUUGUUUGGCUGCAUGUGGAUUCGAUACCCCUGACAAAGUCUGGAAAGAAAGACCGUGCUGCUAUCCGGAAGCGGCUGGAACAGCAGACUCUGAGUGAGCAGAGCACCGAGCAGACUGAGCAGGCCGGCAUGACGCUGGAGGAAGAACGCGUUGCUGAAGCCGUCAAAGAGGUGUUGGGUCGCUCCAUUGACCGGAACACGAGCUUUACACAGGCUGGUGGCCACUCGCUGGCCGCCAUGAGGAUUGCGAAAAUCCUCGAGAUUUCAGCUCAAAUGCUCUUCGCCUUCCCAACGAUUGCCUUGCUUGCCAAAGCGCUUGCGGAAAAGGCCCGGGACAGGCCGGCGCUCAGGCCGCUGGCCAGUAUGAAGACUUCUUCGAACAGUGGCCCACUGGCUGUCACCAGCAUGGCCUGUCGGGUACCUGGGGCCGAAAACCCUGCAGAGUUUUGGGCGAAGCUCCAGGAGGGAGCGCUGAUGACGACCAAGCUCCCUGCCAAGAUUUGGCAGAUACCACGGAAAGGUGUUGUGCCAGAUCAUGGCUUCGACUGUCAGUUCUGGAAUACCACGCCCGCUGCCGCAGCUCUGCUGGACACGUCGCAGCGGGCAAUGCUUGAGGUGGCCUACGAAGCCCUACAAGCCCUGGGGACUCCCGUGAUCUCUGGUGGUCGCUUGCAAGGCCUCGAGCUGAGCAGCAAGGAAGUCGGGGUGGCCGUGUGUGGAGGUUCACUGAACCAUUGGACCGAACAGCUGGGAAUCAACCUCGAGCAAUCCCGGACACAGCGGCCCGACGAGUACUUCAACCUCGAGGUCGGCACAGACAAGGAUUAUCUUGCCACCAGCAUCGCGUACCGCUUUGACAUCGCUGGUCCCGCAGAGGUGGUGCAAACAGCUUGCAGCUCAGCUCUGGUUGCGAUCCGAAGAGGGGUGCAAAUGAUCAGGGCUGGAGAUUGCGAGAGUGUUGUUUCCGGCGGAGCUUCGUUCUCGCCAGACGGCCCCAUCAAAUACGUGGAUGGCCUCAUUUGGGCCCGGGACGGAGUUUGCCGGCCGUAUGCUGAGGGGGCUAACGGCACCACCAAUGCAGACGGCGCGGGAGUGGUCAUCCUAUCACUUUUGGAUGCAGCGAGGGCGGCAGAACAUCCGAUCUUCGCGAACGUUUUAGGAGCUGCGGUAAAUAACGACGGCUCUCGCAAGGCUCACUUCUCUGCGCCCAGCUACCAGGGUCAGGUGGAGUGCGUCUCCAGGGCGUGUGCCGAUGCCGCCCUGCAACAAGGCUCGCAGCUUGACUACGUGGAAGGGCAUGGAACAGGAACGAAGAUCGGAGACCCCCUGGAAAUUCAUGCGUUGACGCAGGUGCUGGAGCAGGAGCCUCGCGUAUUCCUGGGCUCGGUCAAGGGCAACGUUGGGCACCUGAACACGGCCGCAGGAGUCCCGGGCUUCAUCAAGGCCGUGGUGGUGCUUAACCGGCAGAUGCUGGUUCCCAGCCUCUUCGCAGAGACUCCGACCAAGGAGGUGGAUUGGGGCAGGACCCCUCUUUCACUGGCAUCCGAAGCUAUGAAGUUCAAUUGCCGACUGACGGGAGUGAGCUCUUUUGGCGUAGGCGGCACCAACGCACACGUGGUCCUGGGGCACGGUGGCGAGACGCGGCAGCUGCCAUCUGCGAUGGAAUGGUCGCGGACUCCUGUCCGAGAGCUCCUGGCGGCUGCGCCGGCCUCCGCACCGGCCGUGCCGGCAGCAGCCAUGGCCACAGCCCCACGAGAGAGGACGCUGGAGGAGUGGUUCUACGAAGAGAGCCGGGAGAUCGUUCGGCUUAGCCCUACACGACUGACUACGGCUGCGGUGCUUCUGGACGGAGAAAGCAUGCCUGAGGGCCUGCCUGGUUGCCUAAUCCCGACGACAUGGAGCCGGGCGAUGAAAGCAGCAACGGCUGCAGGCAGGGCCUUUAUCUUCGUCGGCUCCAGCACAGAAGAACCUGGCGUCGAGGACACCACCCAGGAGGACCUUCUCCUUCAUUGCAUGGCCUUCCUGAAACGGUUGGCCCGUGGUGCACAUGGGCUCCAGAUCUUCUUCGUCCUGCAGGAUGCAGUCAGGUAUGCCGGACUCCUCGGUUUGCUACGCUCGGCGUCCAAGGAGCACCCGGAACUCAAGCUCCGGAUCCUGCGCCGGGAGCGAACAGCAAAGGUUCUGUUGCCAGCAGUUGCAGGCGAAUUCAUCUGCACCGACGCAGGCACCUUUGCCCCGCGACUGCAGCGCUGUACGGCACCCUUGGCCUCAGACGAUGCACCAAGGGCCCGGUGCACUCUGGUCACUGGCGGUUUGAGGGGUCUCGGCCUGGCCGUGGCCCAGCGCCUGGCAGCCACGAAGAGGACCGAAUCCUUGAUUCUUGUUGGGCGCCGUGCUCCCCAAGGUAGUGCCGCGGAUCGAGUUCGGGAGCUUGCAGGCCUUCUGCCGGUGGAGGUCAUUUGCUGUGACGUAGCAAGCUGGGAGGAGGUCUCCAAGCUACCCAGUCAGUGCGACUUGGUGAUCCACUGUGCCGGCGCUGUCAAGGACGGCGUUAUCAUCAAUUUGACGGAUGCAGAUGCUCUGAAGGUUCUCCGCCCCAAGAUCCGUGGGGCAAUCCACUUGAGGAGCAAGUAUCCGCACGCGAAGAAGAUCGCUUUCUCAUCUUCAUCGGGCCUCUUUGGUGUUCCGGGCCAGUCCACAUACGCUGCCGGCAACACGUUUGUGGAUGCGGUCAUGCCCUCCAUUCAGUGGGGAGGUUGGGGCGAGACUGGCAUGGUGGAAGACCACGGAAUCAAGCCUCUUCCCGGCGAGCGCUUUUUCACCGUCGAGCGUGGUCUGGACUGCCUCUUCCGAGUGCUGGACUCGCCUGCUAGUGAAGCUCGGAAAGCGCCCUACGCUGUGAUGGACGUGGAUUGGCCCUUGUACCGCCAGCAGAACCUCUUUGCCGCAGAGGAUCCUAUGUUGGCCACCAUCGAGGAUGACAAGCCGAGCACAUCCAAUUCCGAGGCAAUAUUUUUGGGUCCUCCCGGCGCACGACAUCUUGGUUGCCUGCCAGAGUGGGAGCUUUGCCAGCAGCAUGUGGUGAGUGGUGCAGCAGUUCUACCCGGCUCGGCCUUCGUCGCACUGGCGCUUCUCCAUGCCUCCAAGAUCCUCAAGCGACAAACCGUGCAGCUGCAGGACGUGGAGUUCGUCCGGCCAUUGGAGCUAGCAUCACCACGACAGCUGUCUGUGGUGGUCACAGAAGGGCAGCUCCGUUUCUUCAGCCGCGCUCUGGGCGGAGAGGAUCAGCCGGAGACGUUGCACUGCCAGUGCCGCUUUCUUUCUGCGGCCCUGGAAGCUUUCCAGAAUCGCCUGCCAGAGGCGAGCAAGACCGAGCCCGUUGACGACAUCUAUGGCAAAUUUGCGGCCGCUGGCUUCUUCUACGGCCCAGAUUUUCAAGGGAGUUGCUUCACGGUGUCGGGCAAGGAUGCAUUCAACAAGCUCAGUGGGGCUUCGCGUGGCUUUGCGCUGGACCCGGGUGACCUGGAUGUUGCUCUGCAGCUCGCUUCGCUGCUGCAUCCUUUGGGCUUUCGAGGUGCACCGCAGGCCAUCGACCGUGUCGUGGCCAAGGUGGGCUCCAAGCUAACAUCCUCCAGGGCUCACUGGGGAGGAUCCCACGACAUUGACGUACAGCUUUUUGAUGGCUCAGACCUCGCUUGCGACAUUGCAGGGCUCAAGCUCUCGUCCAUGCAUGCCGGCGCUCACCUCACCAGCAGCCGACCGAAAUGGAAGGACGUUGCCCGCGUACCUCGCGGCCGCUGGCUCCUGGUUGGCGAAGAAGCCAAGCAGUUGAAGCUGCCGAACUGCACCGACAAGCUGGAGGACUCUUACGAUGCUGUGGCUGUCGCAGUCAAGGCGAAGACGCUCGAAGAUGUGCGAGAGUGCCGCAGCUUCGUUCAGCGCAUCGCAGCCAAAGAACGAUGCUGGCUGCUGUCGAUCAGGGAGCAAGGCACCAGCUUUGCAGAGGCGGCAGCAGAGGCAGCCGUCGAGGUUGGCGCCAGUGCAAUCGUCGGCUCGGCUGAGGACCUCCGUGAUGCCUCAGCGGGGCUUGGAAUGGACUCAGAGGUUGUCCUUAGAGCAGAGGACGAGGACGGUGGAGGCGCUCAGCUUUCCAUGCGCAGUAGCAGGGCAGCCUCUGUGCCCCCAGCGAUCGUGGCUUCCAGGCAAGAGCCUUACGCCGUGGAGACGGACCCCAGCAAGGGCGGCAAGGGGGCCCAGUGCCGCCUCAGCAAUCGCACGGCCCCCGGGCCGGGGCAAGUCGAAAUUCAGGCAGACCUUUGGGCCUUGAACUUCCGGGACGUUUUGGUCGCCAAAGGCGCCAUCUCUGCGGUUGUGGCAGGCCAGUCUCUGGGCAUCGGCGGCGAGUGUUACGGCAAGAUUGCAGCGGUCGGCGAAGGCGUCAAAAACGUUGCUGUUGGAGAUACCGUGAUUGCUGUGCCACCUGACGGAAUGGGCUCUUUCUGCACCACGGAUGCUCGCUGGGUUUCCACUGCACCAACGGGCAUGAGCCCCGAAGAGGCUGUUGCAGGAACAUGCGUAUAUGCCACAGCAUGGUACGCUCUGCACUGGUUGGCCCGCAUUCGAAAGGGAAUGCGUGUGCUGAUCCACAGUGCGGCAGGAGGUGUUGGGCUAUCUGCCCUCCACCUGUGCAAGAGAGCUGGAUGCGAGGUUUAUUGCACUGCUUCCACCCCCGAGAAGCGCAAAGUACUCUUGGAGUUGGGCGCUGUGGCGGUCUUCAACUCCAGGGAUCCGAUCGAGUUCGAGCAGGGCAUCCGCAAGGCAACGGCCGGCGGCCAGGGUGUUGAUGUUGUCCUGAACUCGCUAAGCGGCGAGGCCAUCCCGGCAUCACUGAGACUGUUACGGCCGUGUGGCCAUUUCCUGGAGAUCGGCAAGCGUGACCAGUACGAGAACACCCCCAUGCUGUUGCAGCCCUUCCUGAAAGGACUUCACUACCAUGCUGCUCACCUGGAUGUGCUGAUGCUGGAGUGGCCGGAUACAGCCAGGGAGCUCUUGAAGGAGGUCUGGGAAGCCAUUCCGCAGCUACCGACGCUUCCGACGAAGACGUUCGGCAUGUCAGACUUGUCAGGUGCACUGGAAUACUUCUCCAAGGGCGUCCACAUUGGCAAGGUGCUCGUUGCGGUGCAAAAUUGUGAAGUUCUACCAGCGCGCCCGCAGAAGGUGGCAGGGCCCAAGCACGACGUGGUGUCCGGAUGCCUGCAAGCAGUGCUCUCCGCUUCAGAAGGCUCCGGCGGCGUGCUCUGUGCCCCGACGCUUGCCGACCUGGCGGAGCCGUCCUUGCACUCUGUGCAGUUGGUCCUUACGGCGUCGCCAGCUGUAGCAUCGGCAGUGCAGGUACUCAACUCGCAGGCAACCUGCGUAACUUUGCCCGUUUGGGAACCAGUGCUGGACCUUGACGAGUGGCUCAGCCUUGGAGGCCAGAUCUUGGCCACGGAAGAAGAGGUGGAAGGCGAUCUGCGUCAGUGGCUCUUCCAAACCGUGGAAGAGAUGUCCGGACCGAUUCAGUUGGACAUGACCUUCGAUGAUGCAGGCCUGGAUUCGUUGAGCCUCAUUUCCCUUGCGCGACGGCUGACCUCCAAGGUUAACAAGGCCGUUUCCGUGGCCAACAUAUCCGACCACCCGACGCCACGACGAUUGCUGGAAUUCCUCACCGGAAAUCCUCAGCCAGAACUUGCACGGCCAAAGGUGCUGUGCUUGCAUGGCUUCAGAUCCAAUGGGGAUGCAAUGGCGGCAUCGAUGGGUUUGCUGACGAGUCGUGUUGGCUUCGUGGAGUGGCUCUUCAUCAGCUCUCCGCGGGUGGCAUCAGGGCCUUCGGCGCCGGAUAUCCCACAGGACGAGGCACGCGAGUGGUGGGGGCAGCCAGGAGGUUCCUUCGAAACAGGUUGGAUGGCUCCACAUUUUAACGGUUUCGAAGCUUGCUUCGCUGUUUUGCAAGGCAUCAAACUUGCAGGGGCCGUUGGCUUUAGCCAGGGCGGCGGCGUCGCAGCCCUGCUGGACUGUCCCUGGCUGAUCCUGUGCUCACCCGUUAUCGGCCCGAGUUUGCGAACGAGCAGUGCCAAAUGUCUGCUGACGUACGACCCUACGGAGGAGUAUGUCGAACAGUGUUUGGGGGUCGGUGAACGAUUUUCCAACAAGCGCGUGCACACGCACUGCCAAGGCCACGUCAUUCCCAGUGAUCCAGGCUUUGUAAAUCUUUUUGUUGAAAUAGCAUCAUCCGCGCGAUGA